This is a messenger RNA of Ceratitis capitata (Mediterranean fruit fly), 666 nucleotides long. Its product is annotated as protein Asterix. Lineage: Eukaryota; Metazoa; Arthropoda; Insecta; Diptera; Tephritidae. The record is from RefSeq and is a predicted model, not a curated record. Gene Ontology annotation, cellular component: endoplasmic reticulum membrane. The transcript has 4 exons. Bases 192 to 524 code for a protein of 110 amino acids. Gene Ontology annotation, molecular function: protein folding chaperone. Gene Ontology annotation, biological process: protein insertion into ER membrane.
GAGUGCGGUGAAAUACGCUUUCAGAUUUGUGUGUUGAAAUACGCUUUCAUAACACGAGCCAGCGGACCAAUUUGAUAAUCGGCACAUCCUGGUGCUUCUCGUUAUUAUAAGUUCUCUGUCAAUUGCUUUAUUGACUGUAGUAAUUGACCACUCUUAACACCCAAACAACUCUUAAUUUUUAUUAAAUAAAAAUGAGUGCUCAAGUAGAUCCACGUCGUAAAGAAAAGGUAAAUCGCUAUAAGGCUCCACAAAACCAAGGCCAAUCGGGUGCCUCCAGCGAAGACCUAAUGCCGGACUAUAUGAAUAUAUUAGGUAUGAUUUUCUCGAUGUGUGGUUUGAUGAUGAAGCUUAAAUGGUGUGCAUGGUUCGCUCUGUAUUGCUCUUGCAUUAGCUUUGCCAGUUCAAGGGUCAGUGAUGACGCCAAACAGGUGCUCUCGUCGUUCAUGUUAUCUGUGAGUGCAGUGGUCAUGUCAUAUUUACAAAAUCCCGCACCCAUGACACCGCCUUGGGCUCCUACCGCUUAGUUAUUUGGAUCAAAAUUGUCUUCUACUUACGUUUUUCAAAUAUCUUUACAGUAUGGAGAAUAAAUUUUUUUUUGGAUAAAAUAACGAUGUUUUGUUAAACAAAGCUUAAAUACAUAUGGGCAUUACAUAUUUGCAAUCAAGA